AUGCCCCCGGGAUCUGCGUUUCAACCCCUCAACGUUCUACGGCGUCCCACGCUCCAGGCCAACAUGAGUACCCAGUUUGCUGCUGUCGCCGCUAUCGCCGGCAUUGGCGCCUAUGUCCUCUACUCGCGCCAGAGCAAGACCGACAAGUCACACAAGCCCAUCUUCAGCAGCUUUGGUAUUCGCAAGCUUCGCCUCCAUAGCACCGAGAUGAUCAAUCACAAUACCAAAAAGCUGCGUUUUGAGCUUCCUGACCCGAACCAACCCAGUGGGCUUUCACUUACGUCGGCCUUGUUGAGCAUCUCUUUCCCCAAUGGCAGCUGGCGUCCGGUCUUGCGACCAUACACGCCCACUAACGAUUUGUCUGAGCCAGGGUUUAUUGAGCUUAUGGUUAAGCUCUACCCGAACGGCAAGGGAAGCGGCUAUUUGCACUCUCUCAAGCCUGGGGACACUGUGUCUUUCUUGCCUAUCCCAGGUCUUGCCUGGAAGCCAAAUCUGCACCCCCAUGUUGUUGGCAUUGCUGGAGGUGCCGGCAUCACACCCAUGUACCAGCUAGCGCGUGGCAUCCUGAAGAAUCCCGACGACCGCACCCGCAUCACCAUCGUUUGGGGUGUCAACACGGAGGCCGACAUGUUUUUGAAGGACGAAUUUUCCGAGCUCGAGAAGAAGUACGGCACUGACAGAUUCAAGGUGGUAUAUGUUGUUGCAUCUCCAGCAUCGUCCAGUGCUCCGUACGAGAAGGGAUUUGUGACGGCGGAAAUGCUAGAGAAGCAUGGGUUGAGCAGCAAGGAUGAGAAGAACCGCGAUGCCAGGGUGCUUGUGUGUGGCCCUCCUCCGAUGGAAAAAGCCCUCAAGGCCAAGGAGUGGGGCGUGUUGGCUAAGCUGGGAUAUAAGCCAGACCAGAUUCAUACUUUUUGA
Thermochaetoides thermophila DSM 1495 is the source of this 915-nucleotide messenger RNA. RefSeq lists its product as uncharacterized. The record is from RefSeq and is a predicted model, not a curated record. The transcript is spliced from 2 exons. Gene Ontology annotation, biological process: ergosterol biosynthetic process. Bases 1 to 915 code for a protein of 304 amino acids. Gene Ontology annotation, molecular function: cytochrome-b5 reductase activity, acting on NAD(P)H. Lineage: Eukaryota; Fungi; Ascomycota; Sordariomycetes; Sordariales; Chaetomiaceae.